AGCCAUGAAUGCACUUGCAGCCACCAAUCGUAACUUUCGCCAAGCGGCCCGUAUUCUUGGCCUUGAUUCAAAGAUUGAGAAAAGUCUUUUGAUUCCAUUCAGGGAAAUCAAGGUUGAGUGUACCAUUCCAAAAGAUGAUGGAGGUCUGGUGUCUUUUGUUGGAUUCAGAGUGCAACAUGAUAAUUCUCGUGGACCCAUGAAGGGAGGCAUCAGAUACCAUCCUGAGGUGGAUCCUGAUGAAGUCAAUGCUCUUGCUCAAUUAAUGACUUGGAAGACUGCUGUAGCUGACAUUCCAUAUGGCGGAGCUAAAGGUGGGAUUGGGUGCACUCCUAAGGAAUUAAGUACGAGUGAGUUGGAGCGCCUUACACGGGUCUUCACACAGAAGAUUCACGAUCUUAUUGGAAUUAAUACUGAUGUUCCUGCACCAGACAUGGGCACUAAUGCCCAGACAAUGGCAUGGAUUUUGGAUGAGUAUUCGAAGUUUCACGGUCAUUCACCUGCUAUUGUAACAGGAAAGCCCAUCGAUCUUGGUGGAUCUUUAGGUAGGGAGGCUGCAACUGGGCGUGGUGUUGUGUUUGCCACUGAAGCAUUACUUGCUGAAUAUGGGAAGUCAAUUAAAGACAUGACAUUUGCCAUUCAAGGGUUUGGCAAUGUUGGAUCUUGGGCUGCAAAGCUUAUUCAUGAGAAAGGUGGGAAAGUUGUUGCAGUGAGCGAUAUAACAGGAGGACUUAAGAACCCCAACGGGAUUGAUAUUCCAGGACUGCUAACUCAUAAAGAUACAACUGGAAAGCUAGCUAAUUUCAGCGGUGGAGAUGCCUUGGAUCCAAAUGAUUUGCUUGUACAUGAAUGUGAUGUUUUGAUCCCAUGUGCUCUUGGUGGAGUUCUGAACAGGGAAAAUGCAGACCAUGUCAAGGCUAAAUUUGUUAUAGAAGCUGCCAACCAUCCUACUGAUCCAGAAGCUGAUGAGAUUUUGUCCAAGAAAGGGGUCAUCAUUCUUCCUGAUAUAUAUGCUAAUGCUGGAGGUGUAACUGUCAGUUAUUUUGAGUGGGUUCAGAAUAUACAAGGUUUCAUGUGGGAUGAAGAUAAAGUAAACAAUGAGCUUAAGAAAUACAUGACAAGAUCCUUUCACAACAUCAAGAACAUGUGCCAGACACACAAUUGCAACCUCCGCAUGGGUGCAUUCACACUAGGAGUGAAUCGUGUCGCCCGUGCUACCCUGUUAAGGGGUUGGGAAGCAUAAUUUAACCUCUUCGUGGUUGCCUACUUUAGUCGCCGAAAUUCACAGGAAGACGGCAAAUUGAAUUGAAUCUCAAUAGUUCGUGGCCCUGUUGAGCUGGCUGCAUUAUGUUGCUUAAUCUCAAUGGUUCAUAUAUUAAGCUAUAGAGACUUCUGAAUUAUCAUUCUUUUUUGUUUGAAGAACAGCAUUAUGUUUUGGAAAUGCAGAAAAGCAUUGAUUAAUGAACUUGGGAAGUGUAUAAAUUUUACAAUCUCAAUUUAAUGAAA
Messenger RNA from Coffea eugenioides, 1503 nucleotides. Its product is annotated as glutamate dehydrogenase A. Lineage: Eukaryota; Viridiplantae; Streptophyta; Magnoliopsida; Gentianales; Rubiaceae. The transcript has 9 exons. Gene Ontology annotation, biological process: L-glutamate catabolic process. Gene Ontology annotation, cellular component: mitochondrion. Gene Ontology annotation, molecular function: L-glutamate dehydrogenase (NAD+) activity. The record is from RefSeq and is a predicted model, not a curated record. Bases 5 to 1240 code for a protein of 411 amino acids.